AUGCAAGUGGCCGAGGUGCUCAAGCAAAAAGGCAACGCGUGCUUCAAUAGCGGGGACGUUGAUGGGGCGGCAGCCGCCUAUCAGGAAGCCAUUGACUUCCUCUCGCCUAAGCAGAGGCCGGAGGGGCAGGCGGGGGAGAAAGGCACCACGAAUGCCAUCAUGGGUGACGCAGAUAAGUUGCUUGCACUUUUGUAUUCCAACUUAAGUAACGUCUACCACAUUAAAGGAAAACAUGACGAUAGCUGGCAAGCAGCCGAGCAGGCGACACUCCAUGAUCCUACCUUUACAAAGGCGUGGCUUCGGUACAUACAAGGUCGUCAGAUGGCCGGUUACCCAUUUGAGGCCUUCGUGACGCUGCUGCAGCGACUUCGACCUUUGCUACGCCGCCCUGCAUCCUCCACGACACCAAAGCACAGUGCGGGUGACGUUGCCGCGGUGGGAGCCUCGCUCUACGAGGAUUUGGGGCUAUCGAAGGUGUUGUCCCACAUUGAGCUGGGUGAGUAUGAAGGGGGUGUUGGCAUUGUUGCCCGCAAGGCGGUGAAACCGAAUGAUGUGAUUCUUGUAGAGAAACGCUUUGAGACUUCCUUCGCGGAGCUGGAUCUUGGGGAACAGAGUGACUUGACAACUAUGCGGAUUGUGGCCUACUUCGCAAAGAAGAUGUAUCCACACCAGCGCGCAAACUCCGAGACGUGGGUUCGUUUCAACAAGCAGUUUAAGGGGUGCUGGCCGCGCUCUCCGGGGGACAUGUCGGCCGACGUCCGGAGUGAACUCUCCCAUGCCCUGCGAAAGCAGCUUCCCGCGAUGGACGACGACGCCUUUGAGUCGCUUUUCGCCUUGGCCGUUAUGUGCCGUUACAAUUGCUUUCACUCUGGCUUUUUUCGGGCGUGCGCGCUGGCGAAUCACAGCUGCCUCGCAAAUGCCGCCAUGAAGUACAACCCAGAGGAUGAAACUGUGACACUGAUCGCGGUGCGUCCCAUAAGUGCGGGAGAGUUUGUGAAUGUCAAGUACCUGAGUGAUGCCCACUUCUUAAUGGGAGUCGGGAAGCGAAGAGAGUAUCUUCGCUCUUGGCUAUUCUGGUGCAAGUGCGACCGCUGCUCAGCGGACAAUGAGAGCUCCGCCACACAGGAGCAACUUCAGUGCCGUCAGUGCCACGGCUGGACACACCUUCCACUGACGACGGACGGGGCGGCGAAGAAGGAUCAGGACCCAGUUCUUCCACAUGAAAAACCAUGCAUGCAUUGCGGAGCCACCGUUGCGUGGUCGCCAGAGUCAAGAGCGAUUGUGUCGCAGUUGAUAGUUUCCUUCAGCAGUGUCACCGGGAACAUGACAUACGAUAGUCUCAUGAUGUGGCUUCUGGAGGGGGCGCGACAGAUUGCCGUCCUCCGUGUGCAUCCAGAUAACUGGCUGUAUCGUGUCCUCCUUUACUUUUUUUGCGUGCCGAUGACCUCAAUUGUGAAUGGCGCCUUUGAGCAGUUUAGCGCCAAAGGGUGGCAUUCGCCGCAAGUAGAAAUGUUGAUGCGUGACGCCGGUUUUCGGCGCCUCUACACGGAAGUUAUCAACGGCGGCACAAAAGCGGAGGAUGGUUCCCAGCAGACAGGCGAGUCUGUUUCUGCCGGAGUUGCGUGUGGUGGCAACGUCGGCAGCGCCGGCGUGGCGGAGCCUGCGGCGGAGGUGGUGAGGGGCGGCGACGUCCUAUACGCACUCUGCGUUCUCUGGCGCCUCAUCUCCUCCUUCUACCCGCCCUACGAGGGGUGGAGCCUUCACCGCAGUAUUUGCCGCCUCGUACUGUUUUCCCACACCAACCCUAACGAAGCCGCCGCGCUGCACGAAACACACGCAUUGGUGCUCCUACGACGCCACGGGAGGUACCUUGACGACGCGGAUGCUUCGGUGUGGCUGCACGCCUACAACCGUUUUAAACCGACGCCACAUCGGAAAGGAAUGCUGAGCGUCAAGCAGGCCAAAGCCGCCUUUCAGUCGUGA
Trypanosoma conorhini is the source of this 1983-nucleotide messenger RNA. RefSeq lists its product as uncharacterized. Gene Ontology annotation, molecular function: neuropeptide hormone activity. The record is from RefSeq and is a predicted model, not a curated record. NCBI's taxonomy places the organism in Eukaryota, Euglenozoa, Kinetoplastea, Trypanosomatida, Trypanosomatidae. Bases 1 to 1983 code for a protein of 660 amino acids. Gene Ontology annotation, cellular component: extracellular region. The transcript has a single exon.